GGCUCGGGACGGCUAGCGGCUGCUCCAACCCGUGGGCAUCGGCCGGCCUAGCAGAUGUUAGCUGCAUCUAAACACCACCGCCUGCGUUCCCACCUCGUUCUUUCAUCACCGCAUCAUCCACCUCCCUCACGCUUCGGCCAGCGGUGGCAGCUGUUUCUUCCACGCUUUUCUUCCGCUUGAACUCUUCGACCCGUCUCGCUCUUCUGGCACGUCGCCAUGAACAGCAUCCUCGCCACCUCUCCCUUCUCCGCUCCUCAUCUCCUUCAGAACGCCCGACUUUCGCCAAGCCGCUCUAUGCUUACGUCGCCGCCCGCCAUGGCCUCCCGAAAGCGUAAAGCCGACGAAGAUAUUGCAGACAAUGACGAACGCAUGUCGGCAUCCCCUUCGGCGUCGCCUUCUAUGCCCUUGCGAUCUCUACCGCAAGCUCAACCCCGCUCGAAACGUAUGCGGACCAACGUCUCCGGCCGUCCGCUAGGCCUGUCCCGAAUGCUCGAGACCCUCAGCGCCGACGAAAUGAGGAGCCUUCUCCAGUCCAUCUGCGACCGGCACCCUGAUAUUGGUCACGAGGUGGUCAACACGGCACCGCGCCCAAGUGUCCAAUCAGCAUUGCAAGUGCUGAGCAACUACGAAUCUGCCCUUCAGGCAUCCUUCCCGUUCGGAAACCGCAACAGCUCCGACUACGCAUACAACAGAGUAAAGCAGGCGCUAGUUGAGCUCCUCGAUGCUCUCAAAGAUUACACACCACACUUCCUUCCACCAAACGAACAACAAACCGCAACGUCCUUGAGCUACCUUGACAGCGCGACAGAGAUCAUCCACAGGCUACCAAACUGGGACACCUAUCAGCACAACCGCCAUAAGCAGGACGCUUACGAGGAAAUGGCCAAAGCUUGGACAAUGGUUGUGCGGGAAUCUGCAAAGAGAGGCGGAGGCAUUCAGAUUCAGUAUGGCGGCUGGGAUCAAAAGAUCGCGAAGCACAACGAAUUGUCCGGCAACAAGAUGCAAGAGGCUGUGAGCGAGCUACGCUCGCACCUCGGCUGGAUGGGAGGAGAUGCCAGUGGUCCGCAGGCGGGCGCCGGCCAGAGCAACCAACAAUCGAUUCGGGACCAGCUGCUUAAUGGCACCUACGGCCUUGGUGCACCAGUCCGCGUGGGGCCUUGGUAAAGACGCAUUCAUUUGGAAACGACAACAUUGCAUGGAUUCAAUCUCACCGCCGUCAGACAUCAUUUUGCAUGAUGCUUCAUUCUCUUUCUUGCCGAUAUCACUUAUGGAAUGGCGUUCAAUUUUUCUUUUUGGUGGGAAACUUUUCUUUUCAAUGACGGCCUAGGGGUUCAUCUUUCAUGUGUGAGUGGGUGUUACAGGCGCAUCAAGACGGAGGGAGGCGGCUACACCAAGGGGCAUUUCGAGGGCGAAAUGCAUACACAUCUGUCGCUUUAGCAUCGCUCCUUGAUAUCGUCGGUGGAUAAUGCAUGCUGGUAUCCUAGUUAGCAUAAUCGAAAUUCGAUAUAAGAUGGUAACUUGUGCUU
Molecule: messenger RNA, 1526 nt
Organism: Aplosporella prunicola CBS 121167
Lineage: Eukaryota; Fungi; Ascomycota; Dothideomycetes; Botryosphaeriales; Aplosporellaceae
Exons: 2
Coding region: 217-1164 (315 amino acids)
Biological process (GO): proteasome localization; nuclear protein quality control by the ubiquitin-proteasome system
Cellular component (GO): nucleus
Source: RefSeq, a predicted model, not a curated record